CAUCUCCCCCUGCUUCCUCACCAUCUCGUUACUCAAAGACCACAACUAGAGCUCACAAGAAUGCAGAAAUCAAGCGUACAGGAGCCCCUGCUCGUAACUGGACCCAAGAAGUGCGACGAGAAUGCCGCGGCAGCGGAGGUGAAGCGGCUUGUGUGGCUGGCGGGGCCGUUGGUGGCAAGCGGCAUCUUCCAGUGCGCUCUGCAGCUGGUGUCCGUGAUGUUCGUGGGCCAUCUCGGCGAGCUUCCCCUCGCCGGCGCCUCUCUCGCCACCUCCCUCGCCAACGUCACCGGCUUCAGCUUUCUCGUCGGCAUGUCGAGCGCGCUGGACACGCUGUGCGGGCAGGCGUUCGGCGCGCGGCAGUACCACCUCCUCGGCGUGUACAAGCAGCGGGCGAUGCUGGUGCUCGCGCUGGCCUGCGUCCCCAUCGUCGUCGUGUGGGCCAACACCACCAGGAUCCUACUGCUCCUCGGCCAGGACCGGUCCAUCGCCGCCGAGGCCGGCGCCUAUGCGUGGUUGCUCGUCCCGUCGCUCGUCCCCUACGUGCCUCUCGUCUGCCACAUCCGCUUCCUACAGACGCAGAGCAUCGUCGUGCCGGUGAUGGCAAGCUCCGCCGCCACGGCGCUCAGCCACGUCCUAGUGUGCUGGGCGCUGGUGCACAAGGCCGGCAUGGGGAGCAAAGGCGCGGCGCUCAGCAACACCGUCUCCUCCUGCAUCAACCUGGCUCUACUGAGCCUGUACACGAGGCUGUCGGGAGCUUGCAAGAGAACGUGGACUGGGUUCUCCAUGGAGGCCUUCAAGGAGCUGCGACAGUUUGCAGGGCUCGCAUUCCCAUCGGCAAUGAUGCUUUGUUUGGAGUGGUGGUCGUUUGAACUGCUUGUGCUGCUCUCUGGUCUUCUGCCUAAUCCUGAACUUGAGACGUCAGUAUUGUCCAUAUGUCUUAAUACGGGCUCUCUCAUGUUCAUGGUGCCAGCUGGUCUCUGCACAGCCAUAAGUACACGCGUUUCCAAUGAACUUGGUGCCGGUAAGCCUGAGGCAGCGAAGCUAGCGACAAGAGUAGUCGUAUGUAUGGCCUUGUGUGGAGGCUUGGUCAUGUCUGUUGCAAUGAUUCUACUACGCAAAUUCUGGGGCUAUUUGUACAGCAAUGAGGAGGAAGUUGUCACAUAUAUUGCCCGGAUGAUACCAGUUCUUGCGAUAUCCUUCUUUAUAGAUGGAAUCCAUACUUCUCUUUCAGGUGUGAUAACUGGAUGUGGUGAGCAGAAGAUUGGUGCUCGUGUCAAUCUCGCCGCGUUCUACUUGGCAGGCAUCCCCUUGGCCGUGUUUCUUGCAUUUGUCCUGCAUCUGAAUGGAAUGGGUCUUUGGCUCGGCAUAGUUUGUGGUAGUCUCACAAAGCUUUUGUUGCUCGUGUGGAUCGUACUUUCAAUAAACUGGGAAAAAGAAGCAAUUAAAGCAAAAGACAUGGUCUUACAAUCUUCUCACCCGGUUGCUUGAGGAUACAAUAUAAUGCUGCAAAAUUGCAUUUGGUGAUACGACUAAACACACAAGAGACCGAAAAACUAUUGGUAUAUAGUUAAGCCCUUCAGUUUUGAAGGCCGGAGAAAAAUGUAAAGAUUGCAGACUAAGAUUAUCAAUUGACCAUAAUGUUAGAUAUUUUCAGUAUUUUUUGUAAGGAUAUGUUCAUUUUAAUUUUGAAUGUUCCUAUGAGGAUGCGUAGAAGGUUUU
Lolium perenne is the source of this 1719-nucleotide messenger RNA. Its product is annotated as protein DETOXIFICATION 16. The record is from RefSeq and is a predicted model, not a curated record. Gene Ontology annotation, cellular component: membrane. NCBI's taxonomy places the organism in Eukaryota, Viridiplantae, Streptophyta, Magnoliopsida, Poales, Poaceae. Gene Ontology annotation, molecular function: xenobiotic transmembrane transporter activity; antiporter activity. Gene Ontology annotation, biological process: xenobiotic detoxification by transmembrane export across the plasma membrane.